Messenger RNA from Hyalella azteca, 6851 nucleotides. RefSeq lists its product as uncharacterized. Lineage: Eukaryota; Metazoa; Arthropoda; Malacostraca; Amphipoda; Hyalellidae. The record is from RefSeq and is a predicted model, not a curated record. The transcript is spliced from 11 exons. Gene Ontology annotation, biological process: signal transduction. The coding region runs from base 267 to 3260 and encodes 997 amino acids.
UCAUCUUACUACUUCUAUGGCAUUCUAAGCAAUUAGUUAUGUCAGUGAGUAAAUCUGAUUUUUCUCUAACAGUCUAUGAGUCUAACACUAGUAGGAGUAGCACUCUGUAGACACUAGACAGUAGUCUGUAGCAGUGUUUCAAUUACCUCAGUUAUUUUAUUAUGUUUUUUCAGAUCAUGUAUUUAUAAUAGCAAAUAUCCUGCUGCCAAAAAAGGCUGUUGGGCUAUUUGUCAAUACUCAAUACUAAAUUUUGGGUCUGAGGUAUCAUGUCCUUGCCUUCUACACCAAUUGGAGUCCGACGACGUUCUGCUGCAAAUAAUCAGGCCAGUGGCUGGGGAGGAAGAGAAAGCCCCACUGCAGGGGCAGCUGGUGCAAGUUGGCUUGGACAACUUGGAGGCAUUGUUGGGGACAUCUUGCAAGGCUGGGGGCUGCUAGGUGCUCUACGGAAAACUAGCACAGCCUCCAAUUCCAGUAGGUCAUCUCCAUCGUAUGGGUGGGGCAGCUUUGGAGGAGUGGGUGGGGGUUUGGGUGCUGCGGGAGGACUAGGGUGCUACUCCUCCCCCUCAUCUCCCCUAGUGGCCAACAGAAACAAUGGACUUUCCCUCAGUCGGGGGGAGCAUAUAGAACUGCUACCUAUUGGGGCACAGUGUGUGAUUAGUGCUGGUGGUAGUGACGCUAAUGCUGCUACUAGUGAUAGUCUAGCCACUAGUGCUAGUGUAGUGAAGCUGCGACGAAGAAGACCUCAGUCUUGUCCCAGACACCAAGGGCGACCAGCACGUCAUUCUUACCACGAGGGUUCAGCUGCCAGCUCAUACCUUCUGACUUCUGUGCUCAUGCACUCCCUGAAACACGGAGUCGGGCAAUCUUGUCAGAAAGAGUCUAACUGCCACAUUUGCAACAACGUUCCCUAUGAUCAACUCCAAACUCUCAUGGCCGGUAAAAAAUUCGAGCUUGAAGAGCUGAAAGGGGGUCGUCAACAGCUACCCAACCUCCAGGAACGAUCUUGCGAGUCCAUUGAGGAUGACCUUGGAGAAGUGGUGAGCUGCCCAGCAGAUGGCAGUGCCGGUGCGUCUCAACUGCUGGUGGAAAAUUCUCGUGUAAAAUCUCUAAUUGUUUCCUCUGAUGACGAAUUCAGUGAUUCAUGCACGAACUGCAACCCCACCGAAUACCAACUCAUGGAAGACGAGUCAGACUCCAUUGGUCUUUCUGAUAUAUCUUAUCACACUGCUCGGGAUGGUACAUUUAGCUGCUCUGGAGCUGAGGGCUGCUCGUCUGGACUAGACUUGUUAGUGUCAUCACAUUCUUUGACUGAUGGCCACACGGACACAUAUCCUGCUGACACGCUCACUGAAGGACGUGAUGGCAGUGAUGACAGUGAUGACACUCUUUACGGUCAUGAUGAUGAGUCGCAGGAGCGCAGCUGUGACCUCAACCUUACUCCAGUCGCAAGUCCGAUGAAACUUGUCCCCAGGAAGCUGACGAUGGAAAAACCCCGAAAGCCUCAUGCUCUCGGGUCCAGCAAGAGCGAAGUAAGGAAAACUAAACGACCAAAUGACCGCCACAGUGUUGCUUCGUUUCGUCCUUCAUACCGAAGCGUGGUCUCGCAUGACGGCACUGUCAGUAGCGGUAAUCGCAGCAGCUCGUUGUCAUCACUAACAUGUCCAUCUCGCGGCCAACCCUUCUUCUUGCAUCACCGCGGUCACAAACACGACAUGGCAUGCAAGAACCUCGCUCGGCACGGCGCAAAUGACGAGUCUAAAACGAGUGCAAGAUUUUUGCAGCGUUCUGAAGACGGAACAGUCGACGAUGGCAUGAGACUUCUUCACAGGAAAUGCUGCGUCGUGAGUGGUGCUCCUGAAGACGACGUCUCUUCUGCCAUGGGGGGCGCCGUGAUCAUGUGGCCAUUGCGGCGUUCGUUCUCAACGUCGCCCACGCAGCAGAGUUCAUUUGGCUGGGAGGAGGUUAGAUAUCGGUGCGACGCUUGCGCCCACCUCGUCUUCACCGCCCCCGUCACCUGCCGCAACUGCGGGUACACAUGUCACGAGCAGUGUCGUCCUCUCGUGGCCAUCGACUGCCGAGCUCGUCACACUCCUGAACCUGAUGCUACAGACGAAACCUCCGACAUUUCUUACCCCGUUACCCCCUCCACAGCUCAAACAACCUCGGCGAAUAUUCAAACAUCUAAAUCAGCACUCAAUCAAACUUUAGAGUCAGCGCAAACAGCAGAAACAAACACGGUAGCUCCACCGGACCAAAUUCCCGACAUUGAACCCGUUGUAAAUCAGGCUACCCAAAUCAGGCAGCUAUCAAACGACUUAAACUCGGAUAUGCGUGCUAAACCGGACGGUUGCGAGUCCGACGAAGAUGAUUCGUCUGACUACGCGACGCUGCGCAACGAUCAUCCGCUGACACGAGGCAGCAUGACCAUCAAUGAUGGGCUCAGCACGCUGGAAUUACAGCAGCAUUUAAUGCUGUGUAAUGAUGAACGAUCAUCAGGGCACGGCAGCAUGACGGCGCCUGUGGUGGAAAAAGAGAAACACGAGGCUGAGCAGCAAGAGAAAGAUCUCGUCAACGGCACUUCUUUUGAUAGCGCGUCACUGCGGCAUGCCAUACAAGGGCUGUGUGUGGAGGGCGAAGCUCCGGCGCACCUCGAGAGCUGGUUACUGGACAGCGCUGCUGCCCAGGGCCUGCAGCUCAGCAAGGAAGAUGACGGCAGCUACCGCGGUUGCCUGCGCGUGCAUCUCAAUUUAAGUCGCCCCAUCAACAUCGUGGCGGGCACGCGGCCGCCCUCCAUAUACGACAUCCUCAAGGAAGACCGCACGCUCGACAAGACGCUCACAUCCUUCUACAUGCCGCGCAAUGCUGUCAAAGCAAUACACAUCACAAGUAAGACAACCACACGCGAAGUAAUCGUAGCGCUGCUUCGAAAAUUCAAGGUAGUGGACAACCCGCAGAAGUUUGCUCUUUACGAGCGAUCCUUCGAAAGCGAUGCAACCAACGGGACGUUGCGACGCAUCAGUGACGCGGAGUGCCCGCUGGUGCUGGCCAUGCAGUGGUCCGCUGAGGGUCUCACGGCGCACAGGAUCGUUCUGCAGGAGAAUGAUACCGCUGAUAUUCAGUGGGACGCGUUCAGCCUAACAGAGCUGAGCAAUUUCCUGCGCAUCCUUGCCCGUGAGGAAGAAGACUACCGCUCCCAGAUACUCGACAAAUACGCGAGAAUACGCGGCCACAUCAGGGAGCGACUUGCUGCUCAACCAUAGACUGUUCUAACCUUUAAUAAUUCCUUUUAUCACGGUUAAAAACAUUUGUAAUUAUUAUUAUAAUUAUAUUGUCAGUGGGCUUGGAAGUUUCGUCUUCUGAGCCACCUGUAAAUUCAUCACGAUUCAUUUGGAAGUCGUCGUCGGUCUCGUUGUAAUUAUUCACGUCAUGAACUUUCCCCUCUUUUUCUAUGGUAAUGAAAGAUUUUCGCUGGUAUAAAAUUAAAUUACAAAUUUUCUCCGCUCUACAGUGUUACGGUUAGUUUUUCAAUUGGGUAACAAGUCUGGCAGUGUACCCGUCAAAACAAAGGCAACAAUGUGGACAAACCAUGCCAUAGUUUUCUGCCAUAACAUUAACAUGGCCUGAAAACUAGUACCCCCUAUUGAACACGAUCACUCAAGUUCGAUGUUCGUGUAGUAAUCCACUAAUGACUACGUUGAUAUGAAUUUUCAAAUUAUUUUGCAUAGAAAAGUCCAAUUAUUGCAGAGAUUCUGCCCAAGUUUGGGCAUUGCGCUUUCAACUGUCUGCCACUGCCCUGCUCGUCUGCCACAAACGAGAAAGCUACCCGAUUUGUCUGUCGUAAUACGAGUAUUUUUUAUUAUAAUUAACUCCUGCUUAGCAUAAAAUCUUACAAGUUAUGCCCGACCGCCGAACUGGUUAUUUGGUAAUGUAGAAGCGAUGAAAAUAAGACAACUAGUUCAGCAGAAGCUAACAUCGAUUCAGGUUACGAUGGACUAAUGUUUCAAGCGGGUCCAUUUGUUGCUCGUGCAGUUAAUAUUUCUCACUGCCGUGAUGAUUUCUUCCUUGAUUGAUUCGAGUCUCGGCUUCUAAAGCAAUAUUAUGAUAUGUUUAUGGUGUAGCAAUUAUCGUCUCCAACAUUAUAGUCAUUAUUUAACUAUCGCUUGAAUUUUAUCCUGGAAUGAACGUGAAUGUUUCCAGAGAUCCGUUGACGUUUAAUCUCUCUCCGUCUUUGCCAGGCAAAUUUCGGAGAAACUUCAAUACUAGUUAGCCACAUAUCAGUGUUUUAUGCAUUUAUAUAUUUGCUCAUAUCUUAGUUUUAGUAAAUAUUUCUUUUGAUUGUCGCCAUUAGAACUUUGCCCGCAAGUUCUGUCCUAUUUUGCUAUCUGUUAAGAUCUGAAUUGAGUGAACUUUGAUGAUCUGAAUGAUGGGAAGUUUUCCAAUUGACAAAUUCCUAGUUGGCCAAAUCAUGAAAGCAGUUUUGCAAAAGUAUUUGUAAUUUAUAUACCAGAAGGAUGAAAUAUACGCGUUUCAGCUUUUUUUCUUCACUUUGCUCAGCAAGGAAAUGCAGCGCUCACGUUUUUCUCCUGCAUUUGCAUCCUUUUCACUUUCUAUUUAGCAUAUUUCCUCUUUCCUGACUGUGAAAGCUUUUUUGCGAGUAGAUCCUUUAUCUUUCUAAAGAGUAUCUUGUUGCGAUAAGGAAUAACUUGAUUCUAGCUGAUUUCAUGUCAUAAAUUUUCUCACAUUGCUUUUACUAGAAAUUCGCGAUUAAAUUUAUUAACCCUCGUGAAUAUUUUAGAGAGUAAUUCUUUCGCGCUAUUGCUUUACCGAAACGAAACAAUGCGUUUUAAGCUUCCAUUGCAUCACCAAAAUAUUUCCUGUCGAUAAGACCUAUAAAUUAUGCCACAAGACCAGACUUGCAUGAAUGCCUUUAUAUAUUAUUCUUUACCAAUAUCAUUGAUAGCAAAUAUAAAGGGAUCAUUGUGAAUACGGUGAAGUCUUUUCUUUCAUUGUAUUAGAACGUAAAUCUCUCGUUGUUUCUAUCCAGUAGCUUACUAGUCAUCCUGUAAUUUUGGGAAUGAUGUUUUGGCUGUUAUGACAAGCAAUGUAGCAUUAGAUUUUAUAAUUGGUAUAAAUAAUCAUUUGUCUAAAAGUUUGAAAGUAUUUUGUCGUAAAAUUGACAUAUGUUGAUCGUUUUACAUUAGAUUAAAUCUCAUCGAGAGAUUUUUAUUUGUUAAAUGAUAGCCUCAUUGAUCGACCGGAGAAAAAUAACCAAAAUUCUUAGUUUUUCUGUUAAAUUAACUGCAAUUUGAUGAAACUAUUGACGAAUUUUAACUUGUAUAGCUGCAUGUUUCAGGGCUCUUGAUGAGAACUUUUUCUUGUUUUGUUUGUCAAUUCUUUCUCUCGUUAGUAUUUCUAGAUCGGCCGACACAUUUUAUUGAUGUUACUUGACUGUUGAAUGCUUAGCGCUCUCACCCUGCUCGCUUCCAGAUGAUUUUUGAAACCAAGGUAGCCUAAUUCAGUCAACCAGCAUGCCUUUCUAGCUAGAAGACUAUUGCUUCAGCAAAACAUAUAUGUUACGUAAAGUACUUUGAUGACGGCAUGCAACGUGCAUGACACUAUAGUCUUGUAGCUUAUUUCAUUUGAGAACACUGCCGUAGAUUCAUGUACCCCAUUUCAAUGGGACGUUACACGUCUUCCUGUUUUCAUCCUGCGUCGUUAAUCACCGCGUUGGAUAUGAAGACAAAAUCUAUUGAAUAUUGCUACAUUCCAUUAGCGAUUAGUUUUUGCCAAGUUCAUCUUAUUACCCUUAAGGUAAUUUAUUUGUAUUUCUUAAAUAUUGUCUUUAAGUGUGAACAACGUUUGACGGUAAUGCGUGUGAACAACUGCAAAACAUGAAUUUAUUAUGACCCGCGAUAAUCAAGUACAGCCUCGUAAAAAGUAAACUACAGCAACCUUCGGUUAAUUUACCAUAAUCCUACUGGCAGGUUUCUUGGAAUUUCUGUGCAAUAUCAAUGCGGUCAUCCGAAUAAUCGAUGUUCAUACAUAGUGUGUUCGUGUCAAGAUUUUAUUAAGAACUUAAAAUUUAGUUUUGUGAUUUUUAGUCAGUGAACCUGUACGAGCAUAUUAUAACUGAUUGUCAUAUUUCCUUGUCGUGCAAAGCAGUUUAUCACCUUCAGUGAAUCUCCAGAAAUUCAAGAUUAAAGACUCCUUGUCGGAUCAAAUCUUACUAAGCGUAAUUGGACUUGCUUUUGUGACGAAUAUGAAGCAAAUACAUGCUUAUCACUUGUAAGCCUAUUAAUGCUGUGUAGGUAUGGUAAAAUCCAGAUGCUUUAGUUUUGAUUAGAAGAAUUAUGCGGGCUAUUCGGUACUGUAGAGGUGUUAUUUAUUUCCUAACCUCGUUAAUUUGAAUCGUUGAAUUGACUAACUGUCGGAGCAUUUUGUAGCCAAGGUGUUAAUUAGUAAUGAACAAUCUGUGAUACUGUUAUCAGUAUGAGAUCAACUGCCACGCAAACCAAUAAUUUCAGGAGUAAAUGCCGAAAUCACCGUGCUUUGUCUUAACACUAACCACUGGAAACUACUACCAUGUAAACUAAUUAUUCUGCAUAUUUCAUGCUGUAGGUAAAUAAGAAAUGCCGAAAUUUGAGACGAUUUUCGUCUAGUAUCUGAUUUUGAUUUAUUGCAGUUGACGAGUUGGGUCGUGUCACUUACCUUGACAUUUAAUAUUGUCGAGAUCGAGACUAGGAAACGUGACUCUGCCACGAGAAACAAACAUGUUUAUUUCUGUCGGUUCAAAGAUACUCAGGGCUCUUUCAAAACAACCAUGUACGUUUUUUAAUAAAAUUGUACAAGAC